Canis lupus familiaris (dog) is the source of this 4448-nucleotide messenger RNA. RefSeq names its product HPS4 biogenesis of lysosomal organelles complex 3 subunit 2 (gene HPS4). Lineage: Eukaryota; Metazoa; Chordata; Mammalia; Carnivora; Canidae. Gene Ontology annotation, biological process: vesicle-mediated transport. The coding region runs from base 546 to 2666 and encodes 706 amino acids. The record is from RefSeq and is a predicted model, not a curated record. The transcript has 16 exons.
GCAGGCGGGGGCGGCGCGGGAUCCCGGGGCGACUCCGGGGCGACUCCGGCGCGCGCGACCAAGGCACUGGUGUUUGAACGGGAAGCUUCACAACGUUUACAAGAAUCUUCAGAGCAGCUUUGAACCAGACAAACUAGAAAUCUCUUCAGAACACCGCCUCCGGCAUGCUUCUCCCCUGUUGGGCUUUCCUGGCUGGGAGGUUUUUGGAGAGGUCGUUCUGCAGGGAGCCAGAAUGCUGAUCCUCCUGAAACCAGCUUAGUGGAUUUUACUUUUAUGGGAGAAUUCUCUUGCUUUAUUAUAUACUCUCUGCCAGACUUCUAAGAGGUGUGGAAGCAUUCAUGGCACUGACGAGCCUGUGGGGAAGCAAGUAGCACUUUCAUGCUGAAUGAUCACCAAGCAGGUGGCAGUUUCGUGGAAAACAUUUCAACCUUUCACGUCUGGAUUUCCUGGAUCGGGGACACAGAGGAACGGUGGCCGCUGGGGCGCAAGGACUGCUACCAGACACAAAACUCCAAAUAAAUAGAAUGAGGGCGACAGGCAAGUAAAUGGCCACCACUACUUCAACAGAGCCGACGUCAGCCUCCUGGUGGAAUUACUUUUUCCUUUAUGAUAGUUCAAAGGUAAAGGAAGAAGGGGAUCCAACGAGAGCUGGCAUUUGUUAUUUCUAUCCUCCUCAGACCCUUUUGGACCAGCAGGACUUGCUCUGUGGACAGAUUGCUGGCGUUGUGCGCUGUAUCUCUGACCUCUCUGCCUCUGCCCCUGCCCUCAUUCGUCUGCGGAAACUGAAGUUCGCCAUCAAGGUUGAUGGAGAGUACCUUUGGGUAAGUUUCGCCUGUUCUAGAAGUCACAGGAGUGAAAUAGUACUAGGGUGUGAUGUGGGGCUCCCUGACCAUAGCUGCGAGCAGUUUCUGGAUCAGCUUGUUGGAGUCUUUAAUUUUUACAAUGGGCCCGUUGCUCUGGCUUAUAAGAACCGUUCUCAGGAAGACCUGCGUGCCGAGUGGGACGCCUUCAUUGACCAGAUUCUGAGGAACACCAGUGAUCUGCACAAGAUAUUCAGUUCCCUCUGGAACCUGGACCGAACUAAAGUGGAGCCACUAUUGUUGCUGAAGGCAGCCCUCAUUCUGCAGACCUGCCAGCGCUCGCCUCACAUUCUAGCUGGCUGCAUCCUCUAUAAGGGACUGAUUGUUAGCACCCAGCUCCCACCCUCCCUCACGGCCAAGGUCCUAAUUCAUCCAGCUGUACCUCGGGACCAGAGAAGACCUGCAGGAGGGGGUGCCCUGCAGGAAAAUGGAGCGGCACUACCCCCAAAUGUCCGGAUCAUGCCUGUGUUCCUGACCGAAGAAGAGGCCAUCAGCCUCCAUGAAUUCCCAAGGGAGCAGGCAGCUAGCCCUGCUGCACCACCCACCAGACUCCAGGAGUGCUCAGCCCAGCAGCCUCCACACACUUGGAGCACAGCUGCCCCAACAGAAAAUGCCAUUGGACACAUGGAGCCCAUGGCUUGGAUGUUGGCAACCACUCCUGAGUUUGCGUGUCCUGACGUAGCAUGGCCAGAUGGCAAGGGGGAGAACGGGCACUUGUCUGGUUGUGAUCUGGAGAACAUUAUGCCUGCAAAACCGCACCAUCCUUCCAGGGACGAGGGUCCUGGUCUUGGCAGCUCCCUAGCAAAGGAACCUCGUCUGCCCUGGGAGGAAGAGGAACCAGACCUGUCUGCAAUCCACAUUCCAGAAGCUCAGGAAACAGAAACAUCCUCAGGUGAUUUUGCCCUCUUGAGUAUGGGCACCCCAGAUGGUGAUAGUCCUGGCUUUGAGGAAUCUGUCAGGGACUCUGGUGACCGGGAACCUGAGCCACCUGACCCGCUGCCUGUGGACAUAGCCACCAGCAGCCUCCUCUCUCUGUCUACUCCUGAGAUGCUCAUCCAGAAUGGAGCUGUGGAACAGCAUGACAACCUUCCAGGAGAUAGCAGCCAAGAUGCCUCUCCCAGGAAAGACCACCUCCCCAGAAGGACAAACAGGCCUCGGUCAUGGCCUUGCUUAGACUGGAGGCAGAGAGGCACCAUGCUUUCCGUGGGGAAACAGGGCGUGGAGCAGUGUAUUGGGGUUCAUGACAGCUCCUCAGCACCCGGAGGCUCAGACCUGGCAGGGUCUCAGGACGAUGGUACUUCUGCAGACAGAAGUGACCCUGGGUCAACGCCAGCAUCCCGUGUGGGCCUUGUGCCAAUGAACCUCUACACCCACAGUGUUAAUGGUCUGGUGCUGUCCCUGCUGGCCGAGGAGCUGCUGCUGGGCGACGAUGCAGCCAUUGAGGAGGUGACCGCGCGGCACCCCAUGGUGGUUCAGUUGCUUCCUGCACCCUCCUUCACCGCUGCUGCAAGGGACUUACCCACCCCCUUCCGCUACCAACACAACAUGGGGUACCACAGUAGCCUGGCAUCCCUGAAUGGGCUGGAGGUCCACCUGAAGGAGACGCUGCCCAAGGAUGCAGCUGCCAUUCCCAGCAGGACGUACAACUUCACGCAUUAUGACCGCAUCCAGAAUGUGCUGACCGCAAACCUGCCACAGGUGGCCACCCCCCAGGACCGCCGCUUCCUCCAGGCCGUCAGCCUCAUGCACACAGACUUUGCCCGGCUGCCUGCUCUGUAUGAGAUGACAGUCAGUAGGAGAAAAUAAGGCAAGUUAGAGGGUCAGGAGGGGAGGGUGUGCUGUGCUGCUUAGUCCUUGGAAUGAUUUGGACAAGUGCAUUUCUUUGUCCUCAUUGUACAAACAAGGAUAUUGAGGCACAAACAGGAUAAGCAACUCGUCCCAGCAUCACAUUCUGAGUAAGUGGCAGAGUGAGGAUUUGAACCCGACUCUCUCUGACUCUGAAGUGCACAUGCUUUUCUGCACAUUUCCAUCUCAGGGGCAGUGGUCAGAGUGGUUGAGAGGGAGGGGUGUGGGUUUGGCCAAUGCCCUGCACACUGGAGUUUCAGGCAUCUCUGCCGCCCAGGACCAUCUCCAGCUAGUAUUCCAGUAUAUCUUUCCAUAAAAAAUGUGCCUUCUCUGGCUUUAAGUCAGAGCUGCUCCAGGCCAACGACCUAGAUGAAUACGUAGUUACUGGUUUGGGAACCACUUGUGUUGGGUGUGUGGGGAUCUGUCCUGAGAGGGAUAGAAAUAAGUGAAAUGUCAGCCUGUGAUCCAUCAACCAACUAAUGGCCCUGCAGUAUUGUUUUUUUUUUUUUUUUAAGAUUUUAUUUAUUUGAAAAAGAGAGCACAAGUAGUGGGAGCUGCAGAGAGGAGAGGGAGAGGGAGAAGGUGACUCCCUGCUGAGCAAGGAGCUUUUGUGUGCUCAAUUCCAGGACCCUGAGAUGAUGACUUGAGCUAAAGACAGAUCCUCACCCGACUAAGCCUCCCAGGCAUCCCUCCCUUUGUUAUUUCACUUUCCUUGGGGCGGAGAGGGUUUUAGAGUUGGGAUACAUGGCUUAUUUUAAAAGUUAUAGAAAUGACGGCCACCAUUUCUUAACCCCUCACCAUGUGCUAAACAAUUUAUAUGUAUUUUGCUCAUUUGGACUCUUAAAAAAUCUCAGGGAUGGGAUUCACUAUUAUCCUAUCCAUUUUACAGAUGUGGAAUUUAUAGCUGAGACUGAGAAAGGAUGAGUAAUUUAGCCAGGGGCAUGCAGCUAGGAAGCCACAGGGUAGGGAUCAGCACCAGGCCGUGAUGCUCUCUCUCCGUGGCUGUGAUGACUUGCUUAUGACUCAUCCUGCUGGUCCGGUGAGUGGCACAAAACACCUAGGCCAGAAGGGCUCUUCUGGCCCCUUGAGCUCCUGGAAGGAGAAGCUAGAGGAGGAUGGCAUUCUCCUCCCUCCUCACCUGGAAGCAGAGAUCCCAAUGAGGGGGCCCUAGUGGUCCCUGACUCUAGAUUUGGGGAAAUAGACUGAGGCAGGCAGGAUCAAGAGACCAGAUGGUUGCCUGGCCCCAGAGUCACUUCUUCCCUAGUGGACCCUCAUCCCUCCCUCUGCUUCUGUGACAGGUUUCCUAUUAGAAACCUGCUCCCUGCCCUCACUCCCUUCCACUCAUCCAGCUGCCCUCCACAGACGGUCCGUGCUCAUCAGCCUGGAAGCAUCACCCAGCCCUGUGCCGCCAGGGCCUCGUCUAUCAGAUAGGGUCGCACCUCUGCUGCAUAAGGCUGGUGAAUAAGCCAGGCUGCUUGAGAGUGUUUGCAUAGUUGGGGUUCCACCAGCAAAAUGUGCACCCAUUAGACAGUCGCAGCUCCAGUGAGUCGAAAGGAAAGAGAAAUGGUUAUAGGCACUAAGGCCUGGAACUCAAGUGCAGACAUUGAACCCCAAGCCAUGGCAGCCGCACCCUACGGCUGUUAGUGUUGCUGGGCUACUGCCAUGCACCUGUUGAGGUCUCUGUGGUCAGAGGCCUGCACAGGCAGCAUGGGACGGAACAGUCAUUCCCCCCCCCGCCCCCCC